Molecule: messenger RNA, 2648 nt
Organism: Chiloscyllium plagiosum (whitespotted bambooshark)
Lineage: Eukaryota; Metazoa; Chordata; Chondrichthyes; Orectolobiformes; Hemiscylliidae
Source: RefSeq, a predicted model, not a curated record
GGAAGCCUCAUUCAUAAAGCGGUGCACUGCUCCUGCUUUUGUACCUAGGAAUGUUCCAGUGGUGCACGACAUACCAAAAUACUUUCAUUUUACAACAACAACAAAGACAGACGUUUAAAAAAAGGAAUGCCGGUGCAGAAGAGAGAAACAUUAUUUAUGAUUGAAAAAAGAAACAUUUAAUUUCUUCUGAAGCCUGGGUUUUUUUUUAUUUUUUAAAAAAGGAAGUUUCGCCAGCUUUUGAAAAAAACGACUCGCAAGAUUUUUUUUCUAGUUAUUUGGCUCAGAGUCGUCUUCAGGGCGGGUGUCUCUUGUGUGAAGUUCAUCUUGAACUAAAGUCUCUGUGUGUGUGUGUCUGUGUGUGUGUGUUUGGGCUCUGAAUUUCGGUCAGGAGAUUAUAUAUGUGGUGUUUGUAUGUGUCUCAAACCACAGCAGAGCCGCAAGUCUAACCGAACUGCAAAACCACGCGGCUCCCAAAAUAAAGAUCUCGAAAGCGAAAGCACCGAUAAGCAAACCGUGACUGAAACCCCGCGGAAGAGGAGAACAUUCUGGGGACUUUUAUUUUAUAAAAAAGAAAAACAUUCUAUCUGAACGGACCGAGGCUCCUGGUAUAUUGCUUAUUUUAUUGUCUGAUCGCUGGAUUAAGCUACCGUGACGCUUGGAAAGAAAACGACAGCGGUCUGGGUCGGUCUUCCGCGGGGUUUCAGAUAACAUCUUAAGUGUCCACCAAGGCUGGAGGAUCAUGCAAAGCAGGCGACUGUCAGAAAUGUGCAAUGAGACUGAAAAGUGAAAGGGGAGCCCAGCAACAGAAAGUCGACAGGUGGACAGUUCAUUAUUGGAACCAGGACUGAUCAAAAACCUCCGAGCCCUUGAGUUUAGUUUUCUUGCUGGAGCUCAGAAGUGAUCGACUUUGGGCUGACCCGCAUCGCAGGUGGAUCGAGAAAGGGCAGAAAAAGAUCCCAAGGCUAAAGUUUUGCGUUGCUGCCCGCUGUUUUUUUCUUUAAUUUUCACUUCUCUUACAUUAUUUUCCCUCCCUUCUGAGAUUGUUAAGUUUUGUUGUGAUGCGUAUCCCUGUAGAUACCAACACCAGCCGCCGGUUCACGCCGCCUUCCACCACGCUGAGCACGGGGAAGAUGAGCGACUCUCUCCCGCUGGCCCCGCAGGAGAGCGCCCUGAGUAAACUCCGAGCCACCGAUCGCAGCAUGGUCGACGUUUUAGCCGAUCAUCCCGGGGAGCUGGUCCGGACGGACAGUCCAAAUUUCCUCUGCUCCGUCCUCCCGACUCACUGGAGGUGUAACAAGACCCUACCAAUCGCAUUUAAGGUGGUCGCUCUGGGAGAUGUCCCUGACGGGACCCUGGUCACGGUCCUGGCCGGUAACGAUGAGAACUACUCGGCCGAGCUGCGGAACGCCACGGCGGUCAUGAAGAAUCAAGUGGCCCGCUUCAAUGACCUGCGUUUCGUCGGACGCAGUGGACGAGGGAAGAGUUUCACGUUGACAAUCACGGUGUUCACAAACCCACCUCAAGUCGCUACUUACCACCGAGCCAUCAAGAUCACAGUUGACGGGCCCAGGGAACCCAGGAGUGAGUACUCCAUUUGCCAUUGUUUAUCUUUUAGUCGUGCCGAACGGACGGGCAAGCCGUCACCCUGUCCUCCACCACAUUAGUAACCUCUGCUCCUUUAAAACCACGAUCUGUAAAAGCUCACUGGCUGAACGCCACGCUUCCUACAUUUUCAAAUGUAGCAGCCCCCAGUGUUGCAACAGCACACACUGGGAAGCAACCGCUACUGCGCUGCGGAUCGUCAACUUCAGAAGCAGGAGGAUUUUUUUUAGUGUGUGUGUUCCUUUAUUGUGGACAGGUAAACGGAGUACUUUGAUAAAGAAAAAAUAGCUCCUUAAUAUACACUUGAAGAUUAUCAAUGGACCGCAUAUGAUAGAGGGAGCGUAGAAUCAAAUCCAUACCUUAUUCCAAUAGUGUUCUAGUGAAUUAUUGCAGCAGCCAAUUAAAAAAAAGCAAAUACUUUAGAUCCCUUCGACAUCUCGAAAUUUAAACCCCUUCUGCUGCCCGACCUGCAACAUACUGCCCAUUGACGCGGCUUUUUUUGUGAAUCGCUGGAACUGGUUCUAAGUUCAAUACAUUGAUGGAACAUUGUUACCUGUUAGUUAUUGAAAAGGAAUGGUAUCGCGUGUGAACCGUACAGCGAAAUUAAAACAAAUAAUAUAAAAGCCUAACAAUUUACUAAAUCAACUUUAUAGGCUAUGUCACUUAAAAAAAAGUCUACACACUCACAUCCGUGCCUAAAAAACAAAUAAAAUGGCAAGAAGAUUCUGAAUAUUUAAAUAAUGAAAUAUUAAUCAGAAAUUAUUUGUAGGGAUUUAGUUACUUUAAGCAAGCAUAUCAGCAUCAGACUAACCUCUAAAUGUGUAUUUAAUUAUAAAAGGAUGUUGCAUCAUUUUAUAAAUUAUCCCAUGCAUAAGUUGUUAUUCGACUGUUUUGAGUAUGUUAGAUACAAUUCAAUAAUACAAAGGAACAAAUACCAACAAACAUUCUAAUGUAUAAUUCAGUUUAAACACCUCUCGAGUUAGUUACAGUCAUUUACAAGAUAUACCAUAGGUCAGUCACAAAUAGAUAAUAACGUUGUCUCAAUU